Molecule: messenger RNA, 2164 nt
Organism: Tupaia belangeri chinensis (Chinese tree shrew)
Lineage: Eukaryota; Metazoa; Chordata; Mammalia; Scandentia; Tupaiidae
Gene: SEC61A1
Product: SEC61 translocon subunit alpha 1
Exons: 13
Coding region: 1-2022 (673 amino acids)
Biological process (GO): protein transport
Cellular component (GO): membrane
Source: RefSeq, a predicted model, not a curated record
AUGUGGGGAGGGCGGGCGGUCAGUCCCUACGCAAAGGCUGCUGUGGAGCGCGGUGACACGGUGGUACACAUGGCGCUCCAGGACAGCUGGCCGUGCUCCCUUGGAGUGGGGGUCGGACAGAGCGGUGCGCAGCCAGAGACCAGCCCUGGGAGGCUGAGGGAGCUGCAGAGUCCUGCCCGGGUCUGGGCAGAAUUCCACGAAGCCGGAGGAACUGCCGGGGAGCCCCAGGCCAGAAACCUCCCAGGGCCACAUGGGGUGCAGACCAGCCAGAGGGAAGGCCUCACCGACCCCGAAGUCACAGACGCUCCAGAAGGGUCAGUCUGGUUCCCGAGGAAGGUCACACCUGCCAGAACCAAGCCCAGCCUUCAGCGGGACGCUGGCACUCACACGCAUCGCGGGCUCCUCAGCAGCUGGGGCAGGCCCAGGCCCCAGGGAGGACAGGUGCUGGGAGCGGCUGCUUCAAGUGUGCUCCGCAAGCUCGAGGAUUCCCAGGAAAACGUUCGGGACCAGUCCACUGAAACAAAGGCGGUUCUUCAGUGCGACUGGCAGUGCGCUGGCCUGAUGCACAUAUUUCUCCAAAUGUGGCUCCUGGUUUCGGAGCGAUGUGUCAGUGUGCUCACAGGACACUGCCACGUCCACACGGUGUCUGACUCGUCCCCCGUGCAGAUCCAGUUCAAGGAGAAGGUGCUGUGGACAGCGAUCACCCUCUUCAUCUUCUUGGUGUGCUGCCAGAUCCCCCUGUUCGGAAUCAUGUCUUCAGAUUCGGCCGACCCUUUCUACUGGAUGAGAGUGAUUCUGGCCUCCAACAGAGGCACACUGAUGGAGCUGGGCAUCUCCCCCAUCGUCACCUCCGGCCUCAUCAUGCAGCUCCUGGCCGGCGCCAAGAUAAUCGAGGUGGGCGACACCCCGAAGGACCGAGCCCUCUUCAACGGAGCCCAGAAGUUGUUCGGCAUGAUCAUCACCAUCGGCCAGUCCAUUGUGUACGUGAUGACCGGGAUGUACGGGGACCCCUCCGAGAUGGGCGCCGGCAUCUGCCUGCUCAUCACCAUCCAGCUCUUCGUGGCUGGGGGGGGCGUCCUGCUGCUGGACGAGCUCCUGCAGAAGGGCUACGGCCUGGGCUCCGGGAUCUCCCUCUUCAUCGCCACCAACAUCUGCGAGACCAUCGUGUGGAAGGCGUUCAGCCCCACCACCGUCAACACCGGCCGUGGAAUGGAGUUUGAGGGCGCCAUCAUCGCCCUGUUCCACCUGCUGGCCACACGCACCGACAAGGUCCGAGCCCUGCGCGAGGCCUUCUACCGCCAGAACCUGCCCAACCUCAUGAACCUCAUCGCCACCGUCCUCGUCUUCGCCGUGGUCAUCUACUUCCAGGGCUUCCGGGUGGACCUGCCCAUCAAGUCGGCGCGGUACCGCGGCCAGUACAACACCUACCCCAUCAAGCUCUUCUACACCUCCAACAUCCCCAUCAUCCUGCAGUCGGCCCUGGUGUCCAACCUCUACGUCAUCUCCCAGAUGCUGUCGGCGCGCUUCAGCGGCAACCUGCUGGUCAGCCUGCUGGGCACCUGGUCUGACACCUCCUCCGGGGGCCCUGCGCGCGCUUACCCCGUCGGCGGCCUGUGCUACUACCUGUCCCCUCCCGAGUCCUUCGGCUCUGUGCUCGAGGACCCGGUUCACGCGGCCGUGUACAUUGUGUUCAUGCUGGGUUCCUGCGCCUUCUUCUCUAAGACCUGGAUCGAGGUCUCUGGGUCGUCCGCCAAAGACGUGGCCAAACAGCUGAAGGAGCAGCAGAUGGUGAUGCGGGGCCACCGCGAGACCUCCAUGGUGCACGAGCUCAACCGGUACAUCCCCACGGCCGCAGCCUUCGGGGGGCUGUGCAUUGGGGCACUCUCCGUCCUGGCCGACUUCCUGGGCGCCAUCGGCUCCGGGACCGGGAUCCUGCUCGCAGUCACCAUCAUCUACCAGUACUUCGAGAUCUUCGUCAAGGAGCAGAGCGAGGUCGGCAGCAUGGGCGCGCUUCUGUUCUAGGCCCGCCCGCCGCAGGCCGCUCCGGCCACGGGGCACCACGGCCACGCUCAGACUUGGAUGACGCCUGGAAUCCCACAUCCUCUCACCCCGUAAAGCACUCGGCGUCUUCCAAUCGAGUUUUACUUUCCAUUCUGGUGAAAGG